Candida dubliniensis CD36 is the source of this 1143-nucleotide messenger RNA. It is a transcript of the gene VRG4, whose product is annotated as GDP-mannose transporter. The record is from RefSeq and is a predicted model, not a curated record. The transcript has a single exon. Bases 1 to 1143 code for a protein of 380 amino acids. Gene Ontology annotation, cellular component: Golgi apparatus. Lineage: Eukaryota; Fungi; Ascomycota; Pichiomycetes; Serinales; Debaryomycetaceae. Gene Ontology annotation, molecular function: GDP-mannose transmembrane transporter activity; antiporter activity.
AUGGGAGUUAUACUGUUUUAUUUAAUAGGUCAAUUAUUAUAUUUAAUCAAAAAGAAAUACUCCACUUAUAGACAACAACAACAACAACAACACCACUACUACUUUAACAAUAUGGAUUCAAAACAUUCUACCACUCCUAAUACUACUAAUGGGCUUGGAUCUGGGUCAUUUUUUAAUAGAAUUUCUAAUUCAGGUCCUAUUUCUAUAGCUGCUUAUUGUCUUUCAUCUAUUUUAAUGACUGUCACCAAUAAAUAUGUUUUAUCAGGUUUUAGUUUUAAUUUGAAUUUUUUCUUAUUAGCAAUUCAAUCAAUUGUUUGUAUUAUUACUAUUGGGUCAUUAAAAUCUUUAAAUAUUAUUACUUAUAGACAAUUUAAUAAAGAUGAAGCUAAAAAAUGGUCACCAAUUGCAUUUUUAUUAGUGGCAAUGAUUUAUACUUCUUCAAAAGCUUUACAAUAUUUAAGUAUUCCAGUUUAUACUAUUUUCAAAAAUUUAACCAUUAUUUUAAUUGCUUAUGGUGAAGUCAUUUGGUUUGGUGGUAAAGUCACUACUAUGGCUUUAAGUUCAUUUUUAUUAAUGGUAUUAUCUUCUAUUAUUGCUUAUUAUGGUGAUAAUGCUGCUAUUAAAUCUAAUGAUGAUAUUUUUGCUUUAUAUUUAGGUUAUUUUUGGAUGUUAACUAAUUGUUUUGCUUCAGCGGCUUUUGUUUUAAUUAUGAGGAAAAGAAUUAAAUUAACUAAUUUUAAAGAUUUUGAUACCAUGUAUUAUAAUAAUUUAUUAUCAAUUCCUAUUUUAUUAAUUUGUUCAUUUAUUUUUGAAGAUUGGUCAAGUAAUAAUGUUUCAUUAAAUUUUCCUGCCAAUAAUAGAUUUACUACUAUUACCGCCAUGAUUUUAAGUGGAAUUUCAUCUGUUGGUAUUUCUUAUUGUUCUGCUUGGUGUGUUAGAGUAACUUCUUCAACUACUUAUUCUAUGGUUGGUGCUUUAAAUAAAUUACCAAUUGCUUUAUCAGGUUUAAUAUUUUUCGAUGCCGCAGUUAAUUUUUGGUCAGUUUCAUCAAUUUUUGUAGGAUUUGCUGCAGGAUUAGUUUAUGCUGUUGCUAAACAAAAACAACAAAGAGAACAAUCACAACAAUUACCAACUACUAAAUAA